Messenger RNA from Cryphonectria parasitica EP155, 7443 nucleotides. RefSeq lists its product as uncharacterized. Gene Ontology annotation, biological process: regulation of GTPase activity. The transcript has 10 exons. NCBI's taxonomy places the organism in Eukaryota, Fungi, Ascomycota, Sordariomycetes, Diaporthales, Cryphonectriaceae. The record is from RefSeq and is a predicted model, not a curated record. Bases 1 to 7443 code for a protein of 2480 amino acids.
AUGAACGCUGAUGGCGGUCUGGUCGGAUGCCUUGUCGAGAGGCUAACCACACGGCUUCCACACCGGACGGGAACCACCGUCCAGGACCUUUAUCAAGACGACAUAGUCCUCAUAACACGUGCCACCCUGCUGAAGAUCAGCGUCCCGUCUAUCGCCCUCGUCAUCGAUGCCUUGAUAUCACUGUUGGAAGACCUCGGUCGACCUUACCGAUCCGCUGGCACGGCUGCCAGUCACCCGCCCCAUGUCCUCAACUCAGAAUUCUACAUCGUCAGCCUGCUCGCCGACUGUUGCUCCAGUCACUGGAACAAUGGGCUUGUGGAGCUGGGCGAGGCCGGUUCCCCGGGCAGCCAUACAUUCGUGAGGUCCAGGGAUCCUCCCCGGCACUCCCUGGACUCUGCUCUGGUCACCAGGAUAUUCGAUAUCCUCAAGAUCUACACCCGGCCGCUCCCAGAAGGCUUCACCCUGUCUACGCAGACCCUGUUGGACAGGUUUGAGGCGGUGCAGGAGGUGGGUGCGGGCUUUGCAGACCUUGCGGACAGCGAGAUCUCUCUAGAGAGCCAGACGCUCUACGAUUCGCACGUGGAGGUGGUGGAACGCCAUGCCAGGACGAUCUGCGAGUUCGUCGUCGCCUCCAGCUGGUCGGGCGCCUUCGAGUACUUUAGGAAGGUCAUCUAUGUGAUCCGGACCACAACGUCGGUGCAGAGCUCCACGGUUCAGACUAUCACGGCUGUCGAGGAUGAACGUACUGCCUUGGUCGUGCUCCGUCUGGUGGGGUGCUUUUGGGUUGAUUCCUACAAGCUCGGUCUGAUCAUUCAGGAGAUCUGUUCCAGCUACCUGCACUUCCGGAGGCAAUUCCAGGACACCAUUGCCAUCGUCACACCCCUGCUCAUCACGAGGUGGCUCGACCGCCAGCCCAAAGAGUUCGUGAAGCUACAUACGAGCCACAGGAGGCUAGAUGGUGGGCCCGAUACGCUGUUCGACAUGACCCAGACCGUGGUGCUCGAUAAUGGGAGGUCCGAGUCUGUGGCGGAUGGUGUGAGACGGCGGUUUAUGCAGUAUCCGCUCCAGACCACACUGCUCUUCCUCCUGCCCGACGUGUUUGAGGUCGCCAGCAGCAUGCGAGAUGCCAAAGGCGGGAGUAUGUCCAAGAAGAUUGCUUUUCUAGAGAACCUACGGAAGUCGCUGAGGAACAGGAACGAGCAGGCUGCAUACUGCCUCGUGUUGCUCCUGCGCGCUGCCCGCCACUUUGACCUCAAUAGCGACGCGGCCUUCAUCAGCUACGCUCUGGAUGUCCAGGAUGAAGUCCACGACGCCGUGUUCCGCCGAAACACAUCAGGUAGCGAUUCUGUGCUGUUUGAGCAGGACAUCAUGACCGCCGCCUUUGUGAGCUUAACGGAUCUCAAUUACGAAGGUUGUAUCGAGUCCCUCGCGCCCAACUGUCUCAAACCGGCAGCCCCACUAGGAUUCAAGAUUGCCCUUAUACAAGCUGCUGCACACUUUGCUACUUCUGAGGAUCCAGGCAGGUACAAGGCGCUCAAUCAGCUUACCAUCAACUUCAUCAAAGUCCAGAUGAGGACUUUUGCAGCAGUCUUCGCCGAGACUUGCGCAAGUGAUCAGGACGCACCACACCGCAAGGCUUUGGAGCUGGUCAACAACAACAACCUAAUCCAACACAUACUCACGUACUUGAAUGUUUGCCCUAGCAAUUUGUUUACAGAAGAGGCAUCGACUUCCGGUGACAAGGCGGCUGUUGCUGUUGACUAUCAAGGCUAUUUUGAGGAUUUCCUACCUUGUCUGGUCACCUCGGAUGAUGAGAUCCGCCGACCAGCCUCGAAGAUGAUGACGCGCAUUUUCUCAAACGCCAAGCUUAUGGACGAAUGGUCAAAAUCAGGGUGGUUCUCGUCACCCGAGAUAAGGGAAAGAAUCUGGAGAACCACGUCGCUCGUGCUGAGAGAUAUCUGCGACCGGAUAGGCACUCAGGACCUGGGCUCAACUAUCGCCUCGAUCAAUGGAUACCUUGAAUCUAGGCUUGUCUUGCUAAGGGCCCUGAAGGAUUUGGCGAAUCUACCGGAAGACAUCCCUGAGCGCGCGACUGUAUCCACACAGCUGGAGACAAUACUGCUGGUGGCGCUCUGUUCAGCCAACAUUGAAACCUUGCAGCUGGUCAUCAACUGCUGUGGGUCAUUCUUAGAGGAAUGCCAGGCUAUCGAGGCCGCGUCUGCUGGAACGACCAAAGCGAUCCAGGCACUGCUACGAAAUGGCAGUACGUUUCGGGAGAUUGCAUCCCGCGAGUUCCGCUUCACCGGACUGGUUGCUUUUCAAAAGCGAGUCCGCAGCUUGUUGAGAGGUAUGCAGUAUCCAAGUGCCGGUAUACUUGAUGCCUGGGCAUGUGCAUUCGACAAGUGGGUAAAGCUAUCCAAAGAAGUUUCGACUCUUGCCCCUGAAGCGUUACCAGAGGCAGUCCUCGCUGAGUGGCGAAACUACUCGGGCUUUCUCGCCUCCCUCGGCGGUGUGUGCGUGGAGGACCAGUCAGCCAUUAUCGACGAUCCUGCCCUCAAGGACCUCAAGUGGAUUGACAAGCUGUCGCUGGACAACCAGGAGGAGCCGAUGCUCAGCGGAUAUCUGAGGGUGAGCAUCGAGCUUCUUGGCUGCAACAAUGUCCGGGUGCGAGAGGCAAUGCGUGAGGUGCUAUCCGUCGAGACAGCACCAGCUCUCUAUCAGUCACUGUUCAAAGCACUCGAGCAGCAGCUUGACGUCUUGUUCACCGGAGCCCUCGAAUCGACAGCGAGGGGGGUCGAGAAUGAAAUCAUCUUCGCCGAGCAGUCCAUCUCCCUCCUCCGAGCCCUGGUGGAACGACUAGAUGGGCCUUCGGACCUGGGUGCUGCAUCGUCUGUGAACUUGGGGGCUCUAGCGCUCAAUUUUGCCAAGUUUCUAGAUGGCGUUUCGGACACUAGAAACAGCCUCAUGGUGAAGAUCAAAGUCUGUCAGCUUUCUGAGUCUCUCAUGAGGAAGAAGGAGCAUCUGAACCUGAGAGACGACGUGCGCAUCCGUAACCAGCUUCUGGAGUACGUCUUCAGUUGGAUCACUCGACCGCGAUCGCCACGGGCGGAAUCUGCUGCAGCAUCAGGGCCUGCACGUUUCGAUGAUGCGAUGCGGGUUCAGAAGGAUCUUGACAAGGCCUGUCUGCGGUCACUUGCCGAGAUGACCUACCGCCUUCCUUUGCAGCCCGGUGAAGGACAGUCGGAUGUCGGCGCGAGCGAGUUGAAAUCACAGAUGUUCCACACGUACUUCAACCGUUUUCUGUCGCUGCUGAACCUGGAGUCCACAGAGGCGGGCAGACACGAACACGGCACCGCAGCAAGGGAUGAGAGCAUCACAAGCUCGGAGCUGGCGAUCACCAUACUGUCCAACCUUCUGGCUGCGAACAUCGACGUUGGCCUCAAGCAUUCUCUGAGUAUAGGGUAUCACGAGAAUGUCGAGAUAAGAACGGCAUUUGUUAAAGUCCUCUAUAACAUCCUGGUGCAGGGCACAGAGUUCAGCAACCUUUCUGACACCGCGGUCACAGAGAAGUACGACGAGCUGCUCGACCUGCUCACUACAGACACCAGCUUGGCCGCCGCGAUCAGCUCCGUCUGUCCCAGCAGCGAGGUUGAUGAGGUCACAAUCUCCCUGUUGAACAUCUUCGAGACCCGAGGUCUCAGCUUUGUGCUGCUGGAGGCCCUCAUCAAGCAGGAGGUCGAGGAUACGGAAAACGAGUCAGAGCUGCUGCGAAGGACAUGUGUUGCAACCAAAAUGCUCUCCAUCUACGCCAAGUGGAAGGGCAUGGCGUAUCUCAAGGGCACACUGCAAAAGGUGCUCGAGCGGCUGAUGAUGACGUCUAAAGAUCUCGAUCUCGAGCUGGACCCAGCAAGGGUUGCAACACCAGACGAGCUACAGAAGAAUGCCCUGCAAUUGCGCAUCGUUGCCAAGGUCUUCAUCGAGGAUAUUUGCAACUCAUCGUCCAGCAUCCCGUCGUCAUUCCGGAAAAUCUGCAGCAUCAUUUCCACGGCGGUGAUGCCUAGAUUUCCUGAGGCCAAGUACACCGCGGUGGGCGCCUUCAUCUUUCUUAGGUUCUUUUGCCCAGCGAUUGUGGCUCCUGAGGCUGAGGGCCUGGUCUCGACGCUUCCGUCCAAGGAGAUGCGCAGAGGUUUGCUGCUGAUCGCCAAGGUCGUCCAAAACCUGGCCAAUAAUGUGCUGUUCGGGGCCAAAGAACCUUACAUGUUCCCCUUGAACGACUUCCUCACACAAAACAUAUACCGAGUCACCACCUUCUUACGCGAAAUCUCUGAUGGAGUGUCUAUCAUCUGCAUUAUCUUGAGGAAUAUCGAUGACGAGUCUAUUGAUUAUGAUACCCUGAUCUACUGCUAUUUGAAGAUCGCUAGUCGUAUGUGGCAUAAGCCGUUUGGCCUUUUGAUUGAUGCAACGUGUUUCAACGGGCAGAGCGAAGAGCCUCAGGAUGAGCUGCUUCACAAGCUGGAGCUUCUGACCCCCUCUGAGCUGUCAAAGCAGCUUACUCGCAUUUAUAUUUACAACAUGAACACCGCUUUCCGGAAAUGUCUGCGCCGUGUUCUCCGAGUCUCUACAAAGAAAGAUACGAGCGUCUUCAAUCCAAACAAGAUUGACUACCAUCUUAUUGGAAGUAUCAAGGAGUUGCAGAACCACUUCCACUUCACGCAGCUCCAUCUACCCAAGGAGACCAUCAGCGUGUUCGCCGAUACGCGAUACGACUUCAAGCCCGUCAUCCGAUUGUCGAAGACGAAAGGCGCGAUUCUGUGUCGGAUCAUGGUGGGUAGCCAAUUCGUGCAGAUAACGACGGCCGAUCAGCAAGAAGUGCACCCCAACUUCCGAUUAAGCGCCAAUAUCAAUGACAUUUUCCGUCUAAGUGAUAUAGACGAGGCACCGGUGAACACCAAGACCGACGAUGACUCUGCUUUCGGACUGAGGGCCGACAAUGGCAAGAUUGCCUUAUAUUUCACUAGCCCAAAGAAAGCUGAGAUCCUCCAAACCAUCCGUACAGCCAAGGCCAAGCAUGGCAAAGACACUCGAUCGCUGAAGCUGUACGAGCGGUUGAUAAGGCCGCAAGAUGUUCCCGGAACGUUGCUGAACCUGGCUCUCACGAACUUGGCGAGUCCAGACCAUGUUCUGCGAUUGUCGUCGUACAAUCUGCUGGGUGCACUAUGCAGGGCCUUCAAUUUUACGACGGCAUCGAGGGUCAUGUGCACGAAAGAUAUUGCGGUGCCGUUGGACCCUUCCCGCUUUAUCAUCGACAUCAGCAGAGCCCUUGCCGAGACCGAGCCGCAGCUGACGUCCGACUUUCUGAACGAGUUCUUUGUCGGCUGGGACAGCUUCUCCGAGGAGCAGAAGCCCCUGAGCCUUGCGUACCUAGCACCAUGGCUGCCUGGCCUGCGAUCUUCAAUCCUGGCGGCCGAAGCUGACAGCGACAAAGGCCGUGAGAAGAUUGCAACCUUUUUCCGAAAGCUCAUCGACGUGACCCUGUCUGAUCCAACGUUGGGGUUCACGCUCGAACAGACCAUCUGGCCAGCUAUUCAGCGCGAUGAGGUCCUGUUAGAUAUCUUCCUGGACGAAGUAAUCAAGGCAGCAUCGAGCAUAGGGCUACAUGACGAGCAGACCGAGACACUGACCUCCAUCGUCACCGCGAUUGGUAGCAUCACUCUGCGAGGCAAGAUCAUUACCCGACUCCGGAAGGCCCUGAAUCGGUCGUCGAUGCGGCAGAGCAAGCAUUUGCCAGAGAACGUCGUAUGGCCAGAGGUUUGCAUCUUGCUACAAUUCUGCGUAUCGCUGUCAUUUGACAGUGGUAUCCAGGCGCAGAUGUACCUGCCCGAGAUAUUUCACAUCGUCACCAUGCUUGCCAACACUGGAGCCUCAGACAUACGCGUUCUGGUACACCGUCUGCUAAUCAACUCCGUACACGCAGCUUGCACUUCGUUCAGCCUGGAUGAGGCGCGACAGACCAAGCUCAGAGGGCUUCUUGAAUCCCUGUCGGAAUCGCGAACAGACAUCUGGAGUAUCACCCCCAACUACCCGAGUCGUGACGGGGCUUCCAUGUCCACAACGCAGGAGUAUGGUCCUACGCUGGCUGCUACGGAAACCUUGGCAGGGAUCAUGUUCGAUAUCUGCUCUGUUGCUGCUCCGUCUACAGACAUGGCCAAUGCCUGGCGCUCGCGCUGGAUGAGCCUCGUCGCCAGUACGGCCUUCCAGAACAACCCGGCAAUCCAGCCUCGUGCCUUCUCGGUGAUGGGCUGUCUCGCCAGGGAGGAGGUGGACGAUGAUUUAUUGUACCAAGUCCUCGUUGCGCUGCGGAUCAGCAUCACGCGGUUCAGUGGCGACGAUGGGAACAGCGAGAUGCUGGUCGCGAUCGUGACAGCGCUGUCACGGAUGAUGGCCAAACUCCCUUCCACUUCCCGCUAUGGUGUGCAGCUGUUCUGGCUGGCCACAUUUCUGCUGCGGCUCGUCCCGCCUCCGCUGUUCAACUGCGCCGCCGUGUUCCUUGAGUCUGUGCUGACCAACAUCAAUACCUCGGGCGACAUGCGCGGUGUGAAGCUGGUGGCGCACCUGCUUCAAGGCCGUGACCAGCUCGAGAAUGUGGCACAACCGCUGGAUGACUUCUACGGCAUUCACUUCAGCAACGAGACCUUCCACUUCGCAGUGUGUGCAUGCCUCGCCCGCGGCCUGUCAGAUACCAUGACCAAGACAACCGCACUGCACGUACUCGCUACCUUCCUGGAGAUGACAACCUUGCCUGCCAGCACGCCUGAUGGAGACACGCCGUCGACAAGACAUCUGAAAGAGGUGCCAUACUCGCCUUAUCUCUCGCUCAUCCUCUCCCGCGCGGUGGCGCCUGAGGAGCUGAGAGAAGCCCUUUGGCAGGCUGGUAUCACCCCGCCCACGAGUCCAUCAGGCGUGCAGAAGGCCCGUUCGAUGGAGAGGCUUAGCAGCGUCCAGGAUAAGGAUCUCUUGCUGAACACGGCCAUCGAGCUGGUGGACUUCCAGUUUCUCGAAGAUGCGGUCCAGAGUCGCCUGCUGCACUGGCUCAACGAGCUCGCUAUUGGGCGACCGGGCGUGAUUAUGCAAUUCUGCGGUCCGAUAUUGGUCAUCCUUGAUGACACCCUCCUGCACUGCCAAAACUCAUCGACGUUAGAGUCAGCCCACAGGCUCUUGCAAACGCUGACGUCGAAUCCGCAGUUCGCUACGGCGAUGAUGGAAUCAGGCACGAGCAACGGGAAUGGAUCCAUGGCUACCUCGGUGCUCAAUGACAUCCUCGAUGAUAUGGGUUUCGGAGGCCUGUGGCGGUUUUGUUCACUGAACCCGACGGAGGAGCCUGAUAAACAGUGCUUUUCCCAGACCGAGAGGCUGAUCGAUGUGAGUUGUCUCAACUUCCUUUGA